Messenger RNA from Telopea speciosissima, 834 nucleotides. RefSeq lists its product as uncharacterized. Lineage: Eukaryota; Viridiplantae; Streptophyta; Magnoliopsida; Proteales; Proteaceae. The coding region runs from base 1 to 834 and encodes 277 amino acids. The record is from RefSeq and is a predicted model, not a curated record. The transcript has 4 exons.
AUGUCUAUCUUUACACUAUUCCCUGAUAAAGGUUACAUGGCUGAAGCAGAAAUUAUGAGAACAGUCAAAAGCAAUAGAAGGGGCAAGAGCAAAGAUGGUACCACAAAGAAAAGUGGUGAAGCAUUGUCAGAAAUGAGUUUUCUCUUCAAAUGGAAAAACCGGUGGAUAGGUUAUCAAAUGGCAUCUAGUUCAAACCCUACUCCAAUGACUGUUAUUUGGAAUGCAUCUGAGUUAGAGAAAUUCAUUAAUCUAAUGGUUGAGAAUGCAAGGAAUGGUCAAAAGACUAACUCAACAUUCACUAAAGUUGGUUGGAAUAACAUCAAAACUGGACUAGAAGCUGCUUUUCAACGUCCUUUUAAUAAGGAACAACUCCGUAAUAAGAUGUACAAAUUACGAAGUGAUUAUGAUAGCUUCAAGCAACUUCUGGAGACAACGGGAUUUGGUUGGGACUCAAAUACCAGGACUGCUACUGCAGAAGAUUCCAUUUGGGAUCUAGCUGUAAAGGCAAACCCAAUUUGGUCCAAAUUUCGAAAGAGUGGUCUUCCAUGGUGGCCUGAGUUGCAAGAGAUCUUUUCAGAACAUUAUGCUCAGGCAGAUAGAGGAGUUACUCCACAAUCAGUGAAAAUUCCAAGUAGGAUCAGCAUUGAGCCUGAUUAUGAGGUUGAGAUGCCUACACAGGGAUCCCCCCUCUUUGUAGGUUUGGAUGAUAUAGAACAUACUGAUGUUGAGGAAGUUACUCCUACUCCAACCACUGUUAUUUGGACUGCAUCUGUGUUAGAGAAAUUCAUUAAUCUAAUGGUUGAUAAUGCAAGGGAUGGAACCACUCCGUUGUAA